UGUUACCAGUGAAAAACAGGCUUAGAAAGAAAAAAAAUAAUUGCUUUUUUUUAAAAGAUGGAGAAAACAUGUGUGACCUUUGUAUUUUAUUAAUAAUUAAAGACAUCUUAAAGGCAAGUAGUUUUUACCCCCCUUUCUCUGUUGUUACUGUAAUAGUCACAGUGUAACCUGAUAAUGCAGUUGCUUUGCUCACUCCAGUUUACAUGUUGUAGCUGAUUGUCCUGGGCUGAACAUCCUAGGCUUUGCAGCUUGUCUGGGUUUGAGGUUAAUGUUACGGAUUCUUGGGAAGAGCAAAUAUGAGAAAGACAUGAACUUAGAUCUUUGGAACUGUAAAAUAUUUGCACUCCCCUUCUUAUAAGCCUUUGGGUUAAAAUUAAGACUGUCAGGGCACGCUACUGACGUCACCGCCACCGACUGGGUUCCGAGAAGCAGGAGUGGAAGGCCCGGGAGUUGGUCAUAAUGGCAGGUGAAGAAAUUAAUGAAGACUAUCCAGUAGAAAUUCAUGAAUAUUUAUCAACAUUUGAGAAUUCCAUUGGUGCUGUGGAUGAGAUGCUGAAGACCAUGAUGUCUGUUUCUAGAAAUGACUUGUUGCAGAAACUGGACCCACUUGAACAAGCAAAAGUGGAUUUAGUUUCUGCUUACACAUUAAAUUCAAUGUUUUGGGUUUAUUUGGCAACUCAGGGAGUCAAUCCUAAGGAGCAUCCAGUAAAGCAGGAAUUGGAGAGAAUCAGAGUAUACAUGAACAGAGUCAAGGAAAUAACAGACAAGAAAAAGGCUGGCAAGCUGGACAGGGGUGCGGCUUCAAGAUUUGUAAAAAAUGCCCUGUGGGAACCAAAACCUAAAAAUGCAUCCAAAGUUGCCAAUAAAGGAAAAAGUAAAAAUUAACCUUUCAGUUUUGAUGUACACAUAUUCAAAAAGUACAUAAUUUUUAUUGUUUUCUGCAAAAUAGAUGAUGAUUAUGUGGCAUUAUAAGGUUUAAAUGUAUUCCUUAUUGAAUUUGUAUGUAAAGUUUGCAUUUUAAAUUUGUGAUGCUAAAUACUUUUUCCCCCAUAAAGAUUAAGUUAUACUAAUUGAUUUUCCUAUAGAACACUGUGAGCUUUUUAACAUUGUGGUAUAUUUUAUAUUUAUAGUUUACAGUCUCUUGACAAGACUCUUAUUUCCUUAUAUAGGUCAGUCUUUCAAGUGCCAUUUUAUAAGCAACUAUGAAAUUUAAGUUAAAUGUUCUUUGUAAACAUUUGUCUAUUUUCGAUGAAUAAUGAUUUUAUGAAGUAUGCUGAAGUUUUAAAUACAUCUGUUUUCACUAUGUAUUGUUAGGAAAGAAUGAAAUGACUUAAAUGGCCCUUUUUUCUGUGAAGU
Messenger RNA from Hippopotamus amphibius kiboko, 1356 nucleotides. RefSeq names its product nuclear nucleic acid-binding protein C1D-like. Bases 460 to 885 code for a protein of 141 amino acids. Gene Ontology annotation, biological process: regulation of gene expression; maturation of 5.8S rRNA. Gene Ontology annotation, cellular component: exosome (RNase complex); nucleolus. The transcript has a single exon. The record is from RefSeq and is a predicted model, not a curated record. Gene Ontology annotation, molecular function: DNA binding; RNA binding. NCBI's taxonomy places the organism in Eukaryota, Metazoa, Chordata, Mammalia, Artiodactyla, Hippopotamidae.